Zingiber officinale is the source of this 1634-nucleotide messenger RNA. RefSeq names its product COP9 signalosome complex subunit 4-like. Lineage: Eukaryota; Viridiplantae; Streptophyta; Magnoliopsida; Zingiberales; Zingiberaceae. The transcript is spliced from 13 exons. The coding region runs from base 90 to 1373 and encodes 427 amino acids. The record is from RefSeq and is a predicted model, not a curated record. Gene Ontology annotation, cellular component: cytosol; COP9 signalosome.
AACAAUGAAACCCUAACUUCCACUGAGGCCUGCCCGUGAGACGGCUCAUCGUACUCUCAGGUCGAGACGAACUCGAAAAAGGAGCGAUAAUGGAGAGCGCCCUCGCCACCGCCGCUUCCAUUGCGGACCAAAGGCAAAAGAUUGAACAGUACAAGCUCAUUCUUGCAUCAGUUCUCUCCUCUUCCAACGACGUCUCACAAGCCAAGCGUUUCAUCGAUCAUAUGGUGUCGGACGAGGUUCCUCUGGUGGUCUCCAGGCAAUUGCUCCAAACCUUCGCCCAGGAGUUGGGAAGGCUAGAGGCAGACAUCCAGAAGGAGAUCGCUCAUUAUGCUCUAGCUCAGAUUCAGCCGAGGGUUGUGUCUUUUGAGGAACAGGUGUUGAUCAUCAGAGAGAAAUUGGCUGAACUCUACGAGUCUGAACAACAGUGGUCAAAAGCAGCACAAAUGUUGAGUGGGAUUGAUCUCGAUUCUGGAAUUAGGAUGCUUGAUGAUACUUAUAAGCUCUCAAAAUGUGUCCAAAUUACUCGCCUUUAUCUUGAGGAUGAUGAUGCUGUUAAUGCUGAGGCUUUUAUUAACAAAGCUUCUUUCCUAGUCAGCAAUAGUCCGCAUGAAGUGCUGAACUUACAGUACAAGGUUUGUUAUGCUAGGAUACUGGAUUUGAAGAGAAAGUUUUUGGAAGCUGCACUUCGUUAUUAUGAUAUUUCCCAGAUUGAGAAACGCCAAAUUGGUGAUGAGGAGAUCAAUGAGGAAGCACUGGAACAAGCUCUUAGUGCUGCUGUGACGUGCACAAUAUUGGCUGCUGCUGGACCUCAGCGAUCCCGUGUUCUUGCUACCCUGUACAAGGAUGAGAGGUGCUCAAAGCUAAAAAUUUAUCCUAUUCUCCAGAAGGUGAAUCUUGAGAGAAUUUUGAGGAAACCAGAAAUUGAUGCUUUUGCUGAGGAGCUGAAAGCACAUCAGAAAGCUUUUUUACCAGAUAACUUUACUGUGUUAGAUCGGGCUAUGAUUGAGCACAAUCUCCUGAGUGCCAGCAAAUUAUAUACAAAUAUAAGGUUUGAAAAGGAGAGGGAACAUGUGUUCUGUAGUUCCUUAUUCUCAUUGUUUAUUUUUCGAUUUUUUUUUUUGUCUUUCAUGAACAGUUUUGAAGAAUUAGGAGCUCUAUUAGGAAUUCCUCCACAGAAGGCUGAAAAGAUUGCAGCAAGGAUGAUCUAUGAGGAUAGGAUGAAGGGAUCAAUCGACCAAGUCGAAGCCGUCAUUCAUUUCGAGGAUGAUACUGAGGAGUUGCAACAAUGGGACCAACAGAUUGCUGGAUUAUGCCAAGCAUUUAAUGACAUUCUUGAUGAUUUGACAAGUAAGGGCAUAUCGGUGCCGGUCUGAAGUAAAUUUAUGCGUUGGAAAUUCACCAGUUCAUAUGAUCGGGUCAUAUUUCCUGUGAGUGGAACAUCCGACUGCCAUCAACUUGUAUGAUCGGCAACAAAUUUCAGGGAUGGUUCCUUUAAAACAUUAGAGAAAUGUUAAUUUGGUUUAUUGGUAUUUUCGUGCCUUUUUUUGGAAAACUGAAAAUUCACUUAUUUUAUUUUAUUUUCAAUUACAAUGAAGGAUAAAUGAAAAAAAAAAGGAAUUUCUGGUUGAGUACUA